AUGCCUAAUUUCAGCACACUGACUCUUUGCAUCACUGCAACCAGCUUUUCCAUAUCCCAGCUCCUGUUUCAUGUAGGCAGCUCUUGGUUCUCAACACGUCUGACUUGUGGCUUCAGCAAACUCAGUUCAAAGCAGAGGAUUGAAUGGAAUUCCAGGACAGUAUCGACGUUCCAUGCACUGGUAGUUGGAUGUUUCUGCUUGUAUAUUUUACUGUACGAUGAUGCUGUCAAUGCUGACCCAGUUUGGGGAGAUCCAUACUUGGUCAAGCUGAAUGUUGCAAUAACCUCAGGCUACCUCAUCUCAGACUUGUUGCUUAUUUUAUACUACUGGAAGGCGAUCGGUGAUAAAUAUUUUGUGACGCAUCAUGUGGCAGCUCUGUAUGCUUACUACUAUGUACUGGGUGAAGGAAUGUUGCCAUAUUUUGGUAAUUUUCCGACUCCUAGCUGAAUUCUCCACACCUUUUGUCAAUCAACGGUGGUUCUUCGAAGUGCUGGGAUACCACAAACAUUCCGUGCCCAACAUGGUGAAUGGAGUUUUGAUGACAAUCGUCUUCUUCAUUGUCAGGAUAGCUGUCAUACCAACCUACUAUGGGCGUGUCUUUUCCACUUUUGGCACAGAAGCAUUUCAUAGACUGGGUCUAGGGGCACAAUGUGCUUGGAUCAUCUCCAGUGUGUCUCUGGAUAUAAUGAACGUCAUGUGGAUGAUGAAGAUCACUAAGGGGUGCUACAAAGUCCUCUAUCAUACUGAUGGCUUAUUGACCAAAACUCAGAAAAAUGGGAAGACUGAUUAG
Molecule: messenger RNA, 790 nt
Organism: Staurois parvus
Lineage: Eukaryota; Metazoa; Chordata; Amphibia; Anura; Ranidae
Source: the annotation of a GenBank genome assembly